AUGUCCAAUACGACACCAUCCACCGCCGACGAGACGCCACCAUCAGCUGGGGACAAACGCCCACUCGACGACGAGCCCGAUCCCCAGAGCAAAAAAAUCAAGAGCAAAAAGGCCAAGAGCAAAAAGGUCAAGACCGUGCCGGCUCACCCAGAUUGUAACGAUACCAGCAACGGUAUCCGGCUUGUGAGCAGCGACGAUGUAGCGUUCUUUGUUCCGAUAUAUAUACUUCAAACUGGGAGCACGGUCUUCCGAGAGAUGUUCAGCCUCGUCGUGGUGCAGAAUCCUUCCUCUCAAACUCUUUCCCCUCAUCCAUCAACUACCUCAGCCACCCAAACACACAGUAUCGAGAUGACCGAUACCGAAUUCGAAACCUCCGGCACCAUCCACAUUUUUCUGAACGCCGUCCAAGGUAUCUCGCUCCGCUCCUACAUUAUUAACGACGUACCUAUCACCGAUCGUGUCCAGGUCAUCGAGUCUUUGCUCCGCUUCGCCCAGAAGUGGGAAAGUGGCCCAGCGCUCGCUGCAUACGAGAGGGUCUUGAUGGAUGAAGCGACAAAGUCUUUUUGGAAAGAGAGCUGUCUCGAGCCCCUCGACAUUUUUGCCUUGGCGGCUCUUGGUGAUCUUACGGAUGUGGCGGCGCUGGUCAUACGCCACUAUCACCCUCUCAGUGAGGAACAGGAAGAGCUUUUCGCCCACCAAUUUACCCAGGGUCGAUGGGGCAUUCUGGACGGGGUGGAUUCGUUCCACGCGUCCAACAUGCCAAAGAAGGCGUGGUAG
Cryptococcus amylolentus CBS 6039 is the source of this 777-nucleotide messenger RNA. RefSeq lists its product as hypothetical. NCBI's taxonomy places the organism in Eukaryota, Fungi, Basidiomycota, Tremellomycetes, Tremellales, Cryptococcaceae. The transcript has 2 exons. The coding region runs from base 1 to 777 and encodes 258 amino acids. The record is from RefSeq and is a predicted model, not a curated record.